Messenger RNA from Argentina anserina (silverweed cinquefoil), 1295 nucleotides. RefSeq lists its product as uncharacterized. NCBI's taxonomy places the organism in Eukaryota, Viridiplantae, Streptophyta, Magnoliopsida, Rosales, Rosaceae. The transcript is spliced from 7 exons. Bases 58 to 996 code for a protein of 312 amino acids. The record is from RefSeq and is a predicted model, not a curated record.
CCUUCCACCGGAGCAAAAGCGCGGGCUCUGUGACUAAAAUCAGUGGAAGAAGAGAAGAUGAAGAAAGCAGAGUACUUUAGCAAGGACUUUGAUUGGGACGAGCUGAGAGUUGAGGUGGAAAACGACCCGUCGUUUAGGUACCACUUGGUUCCUUUCCAACACUCUCUUUCAGUUGCAGAAGAAAAAGAAGAAGCUGAAUCUCAGCCGUGGAAUGAGUUUCAUCACCGUCAUGCAUCUGGGAAGUUCUUCAAGGAAAGGCGAUAUUUGCUGCAAGAAUUCCCUGAGUUGGUUAGCUGUGAGGGGAAUUCCAGGGUUUUGGAGGUGGGGUGUGGUAAUGGCAGCACUGUUCUUCCAAUAUUGAGGGGAAACGAGAAGGUCACUGUUUACGCAUGUGAUUGUAGCACUGAGGCCCUUGAGAGAGUUAAGGAGACUAUUUAUGCUUCUAACCUUGUUUCUAUUGAGCAUCGCUUCCAUACAUUUUGUUGUGAUUUCUCUACCUCUGGGUUUCCCACAUGGUUGAAUGGAAAUCCUAAUCAGGCAAAUGGUAAACAAACUUCAGAUAGUAGAGGGAAAAACGAAAGCAAUCUUAAUGAUUCACAUUCAUUGAAAGAAAGCAGAUGUUAUAUUGGUGGAGUUGAUUUUAUUACCUUGAUAUUCACACUUUCGGCGCUAUCACUUCAGAGGAUGCCAAAGUCCAUCAAGGAAUGUUUUUCUGUUAUGAAACCUGGAGGCCUGCUCCUAUUUAGGGAUUAUGGCCUUUAUGACAUGAGCAUGCUUCGGUUUGAGACAGACAAAAGAGUGGGAUUCCGGGAGUAUAUGCGAUCAGACGGAACACACUCUUAUUUCUUCUGUUUGGAUACCGUAAGAAAUCUAUUUACAGGAGCAGGCUUUAUUGAGAUUGAGCUUGAGUACUGCUGUGUUAAGUCGGUGAAUCGUCGAAAUGGGAAGAGCAUGCGAAGGGUUUGGGUUCACGGAAAGUUCCAAAAGCCUGUAUGAACUAUGAAGUCUAUUGCUGGGAUGCUUAUUGAAGAACUCUGCAUGCUUGAAGUCUAUUGGCUAUUUCUAAAAUGCAAUUUCCUGUGUCUAACAAUUUCAUGGAUCUGCAUCAUGGUAAAGGCGCACAGACUUGGUUCUCGGUUGAAUAUCUCAGCAACUGCUGUGUGAGGUCGAAGACUGAAAUUAAAUGUAAAAGAGCGGAAGUUUUUGCCUAAUGAAAUCAUUAUUGAGUAAUCUAUAUGUUUUAGGUGGAUACUUGUUGAGCUAAUCUACAUUGCCAAUGAUGAUAUAUUUCACAA